AUGGAUACCAAGGAAGAGAAGAAAGAACGGAAACAAAGUUAUUUUGCUCGAUUAAAAAAGAAAAAACAAGCCAAACAAAAUGCAGAGACAGCCUCAACUUUGGCUACAAGGACUCAUACUGGGAAAGAAGAUGUUAAUACGGCCAUUUUAGAGCAAGACAAGUGCAACAUUGCUGUGGAAGCGGAAUAUAUCACUGACGAGAAAAAAAAGAGAAAAAAUAAUCAGUUAAAGGAGAUGAGACGUACAGAACUAAAGAGAUACUAUAGUACUGAUGACAAUCAAAACAAAACGCAUGAUAAAAAAGAGAAGAAGAUGGUGGUUCAGAAGCCCCAUGGUACUGUGGAAUACACUGCUGGAAGCCAGGACACCCUAAACUCCAUAGCACUGAAAUUUAACAUCACUCCCAAUAAACUAGUGGAAAUGAAUAAACUUUUCACACAUACUAUUGUUCCAGGCCAGGUUCUUUUUGUGCCAGAUGCCAACUUUCCCUCUAGUACCUUAAAGUUAUCAUCAUCCAGCCCUGGUGCUACUGUCUCUCCUUCAUCCUCAGAUGCAGAAUAUGACAAACUACCUGAUGCUGACUUAGCAAGAAAGGCCAUAAAACCCAUUGAAAGGGUCUUAUCUUCUACUUCUGAAGAAGAUGAGCCUGGUGUGGUAAAGUUUUUAAAAAUGAAUUGUCGAUACUUCACCGAUGGAAAGGGUGUGGUCGGAGGCGUCAUGAUUGUCACUCCUAACAACAUCAUGUUUGAUCCUCACAAGUCCGACCCCCUGGUCAUUGAAAAUGGGUGUGAGGAGUAUGGCCUCAUUUGCCCCAUGGAAGAGGUGGUUUCCAUUGCCCUCUACAAUGACAUUUCCCACAUGAAGAUCAAAGAUGCCUUGCCAUCUGACCUACCUCAGGAUCUUUGUCCUCUGUACAGGCCUGGAGAAUGGGAAGACCUGGCUUCGGAAAAGGAUAUCAACCCCUUUAGUAAGUUUAAAUCCCUCAGCAAGGAAAAACGGCCUCACAGUGGGGAGAGAACCAUCACUUCCGAUUCCAAAUCCACAAGGCCUUUGGAGAAACCAACAGAAAACACACACGUGAAGCCCUCCAGCAGCUCUGGGUCAGGACAGCUAAAGGACCUGGAAUCCUCUGUGGAGGCAACCAUGGGAUCUCCCACAGCAACUCCAGCCGGCAAGCAGCCUCCUGGCCCUCCUACUGAAUUUCAGUCUAUCGCCAAAGAAAAUCCCCCUUUCGGAGAAGAAGAUGACUUUGUUGACUUGGAUGAACUGCCUUCGCAAAAUGAUAGCGGGAUGGACAAGAGAGAUACCCCAAAGGAGGGCCUUUCUCUCCAUCCGGAGGAGCAAAGCGAGGCUGAGUCACAGGUCAUCAGUUCUGCUACCAACACGCAGGCGCAGACGGCCCUGAGCUUUUCAAGAACAGAGAGUGAUGCUGAACUGAAGGGGGCCCUGGAUUCAGAAACCUGUGAGAAACAAGAUAAAAUGCCCGAGGUGGACAAGCAGUCUGGUUCUCCCGAAAGCCAGGUGGAGAACACAUUGAACAUACAUGAAGACCUAGAUAAAGUUAAACUCAUCGAAUACUACCUUAGUAAGAACAAAGAAGGGUUGCCUGAUAACUUGGAGAAGGCAGAACCUUGUGAUGGCCAAAGGACUGAGCCAGGGGGAAUAGACAUCACGCUCAGUAGUUCUCUUCCCCAAGCCGGUGAGCCCCCAACGGAGGGCAACGAAGAGCCGGAUAAAAACUGGGGAAAGGAGAGAGCGCCCCAUCCCCUACAGCUGGGCUCUUCUCCAGAAGACAAUAUAAGUAAAGAGUCUCUAGGCAACUCUUUGGAAUGUACCCCGGACAAAAGCGGCCAGGGCGCACAGGUGGAUAAUAAGUCUGAAAUCCAGUUAUGGCUGUUAAAGAGGAUUCAGGUACCCAUCGAAGAUAUACUUCCUUCAAAAGAAGAGAAAAGCAAGACUCCACCCAUGUUCCUGUGCAUUAAAGUGGGAAAACCGAUGAGGAAAUCUUUUGCCACGCACACGGCAGCCAUGGUCCAGCAGUACGGCAAGCGAAGGAAGCAGCCCGAGUACUGGUUCGCUGUUCCCCGGGAGCGGGUGGACCACUUGUACACAUUCUUUGUUCAGUGGUCUCCUGACGUCUAUGGGAAAGAUGCCAAAGAGCAAGGCUUUGUGGUGGUGGAAAAGGAAGAACUGAACAUGAUUGACAACUUCUUCAGUGAGCCGACCACCAAGAGCUGGGAGAUCAUCACUGUCGAGGAGGCAAAGCGCAGGAAGAGCACGUGCAGCUACUAUGAAGACGAUGACGAGACGGCCCUGCCGGUCCUGCAGCCCCACAGCGCGCUCCUGGAGAACAUGCACAUCGAGCAGCUGGCCCGCCGCCUUCCAGCCAGGGUACAAGGGUAUCCAUGGAGACUCGCCUAUAGCACAUUGGAGCAUGGGACCAGCUUGAAAACUCUCUAUCGGAAAUCAGCAUCGCUAGACAGUCCUGUCCUGCUGGUUAUCAAAGACAUGGAUAAUCAGAUUUUUGGAGCAUAUGCCACUCAUCCUUUCAAGUUCAGUGACCACUAUUACGGCACAGGCGAAACUUUUCUCUACACAUUUAGCCCCAAUUUCAAGGUCUUUAAGUGGAGUGGAGAAAACUCAUACUUUAUCAACGGAGACAUAAGUUCCUUAGAACUUGGUGGUGGAGGGGGUCGAUUUGGUUUAUGGCUAGAUGCUGAUUUAUACCAUGGCCGAAGCAAUUCCUGUAGCACUUUCAAUAAUGAUAUUCUUUCCAAAAAAGAAGACUUCAUAGUUCAAGACCUCGAGGAUGAAAACCUAGUUUGCUUUAAAGAUAUCAAACCAGCAGCAUCUCAUCAUUAUCUUGUGGUGCCAAAGCAGCAUAUUGGAAACUGCACAGAGCUAAAGAAAGAGCAAAUAGGACUUGUUGAGAGCAUGGUUACUGUUGGAAAAACCAUUCUUAAAAAGAAUAAUUUCACUGACUUCACAAAUGUGAGAAUGGGUUUUCAUGUGCCACCAUUCUGCUCCAUUUCCCACUUGCACCUUCAUGUCAUAGCACCAGUCACUGAAUUUGGCUUCAUAUCAAAAUUGAUUUAUAGACCGAAUUCCUAUUGGUUCAUCACAGCUGACUAUUUGCUUGAAAAACUAAGAACAUCAGAAUGA
Messenger RNA from Pipistrellus nathusii (Nathusius's pipistrelle), 3162 nucleotides. The record is from the annotation of a GenBank genome assembly. Lineage: Eukaryota; Metazoa; Chordata; Mammalia; Chiroptera; Vespertilionidae.